CUGUCUUCUUCUGAAGCUUCCGAAUCCAAGUCGGUAGCUUUAUCUUCAACUUCUAAACUGUACCCAGAAAUCAGAAUCUCAAAACAGUUUAAAACAAUUCACUGCUCUCUUGGAUGCUUAAUAUCCGAACCAAAAGAAGGUUACCAAAGUCAGCCCAUAUCGUACGUUCCCAAAAGUUGAAACUGAAGUAAGUAAAACACACAACUCCAAAACUACGGUUUGGGAAAUUUUACUACUCAUUUCAAUAUAUAUUUCAAGCCAAUUCUCUGACCUUUUCUCCUUCAAGUCUUACUGUAUGUCAGCUGAUAGGGUGGAGCCAUCAUCAUCAUCUGAAGCGGGGACCGGGCGCCGAGCUGUUCACUCUGAUGAGGAAGUAUAUUUACUAGCAACGAGCAGGCCUAAGAAACGUGCCGGGAGGAGAAUAUUCAAGGAGACACGACAUCCGAUUUUCAGAGGCAUUCGAAGAAGGAAUAAAGAUAAGUGGGUAUGUGAAUUGCGGGAGCCUAAUAAAAAAACUCGCAUUUGGCUUGGUACUUAUCCCACCCCAGAAAUGGCUGCACGGGCACAUGAUGUAGCAGCAUUAGCAUUUAGAGGCAAAGCUGCCUGCCUUAAUUUUGCUGACUCUGCUUGGAGGUUGCCUGUGCCAGCUUCAAUGGAUGCAGUUGAAAUUAGGAAAGCAGCUGCUGAGGCAGCAGAAUCAUUCAGGCCUCAAGAAUUGGAGGAAAUUUCAAGAAGCGACGCGAGGCAGGAAAGUGUCAAGAAUUCUGAUGGUGAAGUUUCCAGCAGUGACGUUAACUUUGAGAACAAGGAAAAUACAGUGGCAGAAAAUGUGUUUUCGACAGAGAAAGUUCACUUCGUAGAUGAAGAAGCAAUGUUUGACAUGCCAAAGUUGCUUGUCAGCAUGGCUGAAGGUCUUCUACUUUCUCCACCUAGGAAUUGGGAUGAUGCUGAUAGUGAUAUCGAUGUGUCUUUGUGGAGUUAUUCGAUUUGAUUUGUUGGGAUUCAGUGUACAUUUACCGCAAGUUUUGUAAUAUGAUGAUUUAUUAAGGUUUUAGUUAUAGACAUAGAAAUGGUAUUGUAAAAGGAUGCUGAAAAUUUGAAAUCAAGGGCAUGUAAGAUAAACGAUUUCUACUAGCUUUUUUUGUUUCAUUA
Durio zibethinus is the source of this 1152-nucleotide messenger RNA. Lineage: Eukaryota; Viridiplantae; Streptophyta; Magnoliopsida; Malvales; Malvaceae. The record is from RefSeq and is a predicted model, not a curated record.